AUGCCGCCCGCUACCACCUCCCCACUCGCGCAGCACCGCCUUGCCCUCUACGGGUCGGCAUCCCUCGUCGCCACGUCCGCCGUGGUAAUGCGAGCCUUCAAAGAGCGUGCAAACUUCUAUGCCGCUACCGUCUGGCUAGGCAGGAGCAAUGGCUGCAUCCUCGUCCUCGUCAACUUCGGCAUAUUCUGCACCAUUCUGUUCGGCAAGUUCUGCCAGGCCGUGUUCUUUGGGCAGCUCAGGCCGAUUGAGGUCGAGCAUUUGUACGAGCGCAGCUGGUAUGCGGUGACGGAGACGCUGUUGGCCAUGACGAUCUUCAGGGAUCAAUUUGACGCCUCCUUCAUCAUCCUCUUCGGCACGCUCCUCUUCCUCAAAGUUUUCCACUGGCUCUGCGCCGAUCGCGUCGAGCUAAUGGAACAGUCGCCUAGCCUCUCCCGUCUCUUCCACGCACGCAUGGUCUCCGUCUUGUGGACCUUGUUCUGCCUGGACCUCUUCCUCGUCGCAUUCGCCAUCGAGGUGCUGAUACUGGAGCAGCAACGAAUGGGGAUCAUGAUCAUGUUCGCCAGCGAGUUCACGAUCCUCACCGCGACGCUUUGGAGCACCAUCGCAAAGUAUGUCCUCAACUGCGUGGAUCUGAGGAGCGACGAGCCCUGGGAGGGCAAGUCGAUGUACGUCUCUGCGGUGGACCUCGUGACGGACUUCCUCAAGUUGGCGACGUACCUCUGCUUCUUCUCCCUCAUUCUGACGUACUACGGCCUGCCCCUCAACAUCGUGAGGGACGUUUACGUCACGGGGCGCUCCUUCUUUGGACGCAUUCGAGACCUCCUGCGUUACCGUGCUGCCACUCGCAACAUGGACACGCGCUUCCCUAAUGCUACGGCCGAGGAUCUCGCCAGGACGGAUGCAACGUGUAUCAUUUGCAGAGACGAGAUGGUGGCGCGUGGCGAGGGCGAAUUUACGCCGCCUGGUGCUGUCAAUGACACGCCGAAGAAGCUGGCGUGUGGGCACGUGUUCCAUUUCAACUGUCUGCGCUCCUGGUUGGAACGACAGCAGAGCUGCCCGACU
Messenger RNA from Jaminaea rosea, 1062 nucleotides. RefSeq lists its product as hypothetical. The transcript has 2 exons. Gene Ontology annotation, molecular function: zinc ion binding. The record is from RefSeq and is a predicted model, not a curated record. The annotation marks the transcript as partial. Gene Ontology annotation, cellular component: cytoplasm. Lineage: Eukaryota; Fungi; Basidiomycota; Exobasidiomycetes; Microstromatales.